Diabrotica balteata is the source of this 2533-nucleotide messenger RNA. The record is from the annotation of a GenBank genome assembly. NCBI's taxonomy places the organism in Eukaryota, Metazoa, Arthropoda, Insecta, Coleoptera, Chrysomelidae.
CCCAUUUUUAACGGCCAAAACAUUCAAAACAUUCUCCUGUAGAUCUUGCCAAUAUACAGAUAUUAUACAUUUUUAUUAUUUGUUAUACAAAAUAUUACACAUUUAUUGUAAAGAACGUCUGGAUGAAAUGGUGAAAAAUAAAAGGGAUGUUAAGCCUCUCCCGAGAAGAGCAUCUUUUUCGUCAAAGAGAGCUGUACUCAAUCAAACAAUAACAAAAGUAUUGUCUUGUCCUGCUUCAUCAACUUCCAUAAAAUCAAAUUCAUCAGCAAACAUAAAAGUAGUCGUAAGAGUGCGUCCGCAGAGUAUCAAGGAAGAAGAAGGAAAUAACAGAAUUGUAGUGCAGGUUGUGAAUGAUGAUUUCCUUAUAUUUGAUCCGGAAGAAGAAACCCAAGGAUUCUUUUUCCAUGGAGUACAACAGAAAGGUCGUGAUUUGCUUAAAAAGGUCAAGAAAAACAUGAAAUUCUUCUUUGACAAAAUAUUUGCAACAGAUGCAACCAAUUCAGAUAUUUUUAAAGGCAGUACAUAUCCCCUUAUCAGCUCUGUAAUGGAUGGCUACAACUGUUCAGUUUUUGCAUAUGGAGCAACAGGAGCUGGGAAGACAUUUACAAUGACAGGAACAGCAGAAAAUCCAGGAAUUACCUAUCUAACUAUGACUGAACUGUUCAAACAGCAAGAAGAUCUUAGUACAGAGUGGGAUUUUGAUCUUGGUAUCACUUAUUUGGAAGUGUAUAAUGAAUUAGUAAAAGAUUUAUUACAUCCUGGACCUCCACUAAAUCUAAGGGAAGAUUCAAAUUAUGGAGUUAUUGUGGCUGGAAUAAAGGUGUUCAAAAUCAGUAAUGCAGAUGAGUUAUUUAAUUUACUAGAACAAGGAAAUCAAAAUAGAACACAACAUCCUACUGAUGCUAAUGCUGAAAGUUCUAGAUCACAUGCAGUUUUCCAAGUUUACAUUAAAAUGACAAGGAAGAGUACUAAGGAGGUUCGAACAGCAAAGUUGAGUAUGAUUGAUCUAGCAGGUAGCGAAAGAGGCUCAGUGACAGGUUAUGGUGGAGCUCGUUUCACUGAAGGAGCAAAUAUAAAUAAGUCAUUGCUUGCAUUAGGAAAUUGUAUAAACAGCUUAGCAGAUGGCCAACGCCACGUCCCGUACCGUGACUCUAAAUUGACUAGAUUACUCAAAGAUAGUCUUGGAGGUAACUGCAAGACAGUGAUGAUAGCAAAUGUUUCACCAUCUUCUCUCAGUUUUGAGGAUACUUAUAACACAUUAAAAUAUGCAACCAGAGCUAAGAAGAUUAAAUCUAACAUACAUAUGAAUGUGGCAAAGGUAGAUUUAAAUAUAAUACAUUAUGUUAAAAUGAUAGACGACUUGACAAACGAGAACAAAACAUUAAAACAACAAUUGAAAGAAGAGGUGGACAAAAAAGAAAUGUUGGAAAAGGAAUGUGAAAGAUUAAAAUCUGAAGUAGAAGUAUCAGGCUUUUGUGCAGACGUUAAUGAUGAGGCAUUCGAUAAAAUUAAAGUAUUAAUGCAACAACAAAAAGAGAUUUUAGAGAGGCAGUUUGGAUUAGAACUAAAUCACGAUGUCACAUUAUUAAGAAGUUGUUUAAGAUCAAUGAAGCAGAAAACGGACACAGAAUUUUGUUAUAUCACACCAAUCAAAAAUCGAAUCAGAGAUGGUCUAAAAUCAGAUUUGCCGAUAUUACAAAGUAAAGAAAAUAGUUUAGAAAAUGUACAUAAAGAUGAAGCGUUGAUAGUAAAUAUAGAUAAACAGGUGGACGACAUACUAAGCGAACAUCCCCAACAUAGACAAUACGUUAAAAUGGAAAGAAUGAAAUUAAGUUUGUUAAAAGCAAAACAUGUGAUUACACUAGAAAGCAAGCAGUCAGAAGCACUAAUCACGGAGCAAAAGGAAAAGAACGAACUUAUUGAAAAAAUGGCAGGCAGCUUGAAAUAUUUCUACCAGCUUUUACAAGGUCACGGUGUUGCCUCAUCCAAUAUUACAAAACAAUACCAAGAAAUUAGUCAAAGUCUCUUAGGGCGUAAACAUGUAACAUGGGGAACCCUUCCAGAUUCUGGCAUCAGUUCCGAAGCAAGUAUAGCAGUAUCAGAUGUAGAAGAAAUACAAGAGAAUAAAAGAAAAACUGAAGAUGAAGCUAAUCAAACAUUUUCCAUGCCUAGUAAACCAACGAAGACUCCUGAGCUGUAUCGUGUUAAAGGUCCUAAUAUAAAUUUCUCCCGACCGGUGGUGAGAAAAAUGGCAGUAAAGAACACUAAUAAUAAGGAGAACGUUUAUCGAAAACCCUUUGAUUCGACAAAGACCUCCUCCCUUACAGCUAAAUCAGUAGUAAAUUCUGGAUUGAAAAGUGCCGUAACCUCGCGACCCAAGACUAUAAUUAACCAUCCCAGGUUUAAAAGGUAAUAAAAAACACUAGGAAAUUUGUGCCAAGUUCCAAAUUCUUGCAAUAACUCUUAUUUUUAUAACAUAUUAUAUAAUUUUUAUAACAAUUUCUGUAAAAUAAAUUUGUAUUGACCUUUGUAA